This is a messenger RNA of Colias croceus (clouded yellow), 4408 nucleotides long. RefSeq lists its product as uncharacterized. Gene Ontology annotation, cellular component: SCF ubiquitin ligase complex. Bases 175 to 2304 code for a protein of 709 amino acids. The transcript has 13 exons. Gene Ontology annotation, biological process: SCF-dependent proteasomal ubiquitin-dependent protein catabolic process. The record is from RefSeq and is a predicted model, not a curated record. Lineage: Eukaryota; Metazoa; Arthropoda; Insecta; Lepidoptera; Pieridae. Gene Ontology annotation, molecular function: RNA binding; protein binding.
UUGUAUGUUGAUAGCAUUUUGCAUACCUACCUACCUACUGUAUUUGCGAUUAUCAGGAUUUAUGUUGGUUCUUUUCUCGAAAUUCUUUGUUUCAUUGUGUUAAUGUAAAAUAAUGUUCAAAAUUUAAUAAGAGUUGGCGCUUUUAAUUAAUUUUGCAUUCGAUAGUAUCUAGAUAUGGCCAUGUUUUAUGAAAAUGAUGAUGGAGCUGAUGGACAUUUCGACCCCCAAUUAUUUCAAGUUGUUAGACGCGAACUUUACGCAAUAAGUACAGAUUUCAAUACAACUCAUUAUAAUGUUUAUGCAGGUGUGCCUACUCAUACUGAAGAUGGAAUACCGAUCAGAAAGUUGUAUGUGUCCAAUCUACCACCAAAGACUACACGCACAGAGCUAUUUGGUAUAUUUGCUCAAUAUGGUUUUAUUAAAAGUUGCUGGUUAAGAAUGGGAGACAAAGGACCUAACAAAGUACCAACACCUACUUAUGCCUUCGUUACAUAUAGUGAUCCAGCUCAUGCUCACAAAGCACUGACGGCGCCACUUUAUGAAAAAAUACUUCGUGGGCGACAUCUCAGAAUUUCACCAGCUGACAGUUGGCAUCAGCCUGCUGAAGAUACUGAUGGGAGGGUGCGCUGGAAGCCCCGUGGUGAAUCCGGAGACAUUGUGCCUACUCUGAAACAGAAUGAAUCAGAACAAAAUACAGAAGAGUCUGAACAAACAGAAACAGUUGAAAAUGCAGAAAAUACAGAAAGCACUUCAAAGAAUACUGAAGAGGAAACCGAAGAUGAUUCAUACAAUAUGUUGGAUGUUCUCAAUAGAGAUUGCCUGACGCAAAUACUUGGUUAUGUUCCUAUUGUAGAUCUUAUACGAUCCGAAAGAGUAAGCAAAAAAUGGCAAAACAUGGUUCAUGAAUAUUUACAGGGUAUUCGCACAUUCAAGACGUCAUGGUGGCAACAUGCGGGUAUGAAACUAACGACGGCGGUUUUGAGACGCGUAUUGCAACGCUUCGGCAGCUCGCUGCUUCGUCUGCAUAUUGACCAUCAUUGGUCUGCCCUUAACGAUCGCACUGCUCACACUGUUGGCAAGUUCUGUCCCAACCUGGAAGAGGUUAAAGUGGUUGGAAUGCACACAAAGAAUUGGAACCCAUUAAUUUAUGGUUGCAAGCAACUUAAAUGUAUCUCAUUCAUUUCCUGCAAUAAGCUCACAGAUUCAAGUUUGGUCCAUGUGGUAAAAAAUGAUACAAGUAUAGAAAAGCUGACUGUUACUCAUAACACCCAUGUGACUGGACUGUUCCUUACAGCAUCUCAACCACUGAAAUUAACCUCACUCUCUUUUUAUAACUGCUAUAGCUUACAAGGCACAGUGCUCAGUUCAGCCAUGGUCACUUUACCAAAUCUCACCACUCUGAAACUAGAUGUGUGUCCGGUCACAAUGUGGAAAAUAAUACCUUUAAUUCUAAAUAAACUACCGCAAUUAGAAGAGCUUUCACUCAGCGAAUAUACCUCAGUAGGAGAAUGCUUAACACCAAUGGGUAAUGAAGCAUUUUGCGAAUCGAUUGCCAAUUUAACUGAACUGAAGAGGCUGAAUUUAAGUCGGAAUAUAUACAUUAAUAACGCGGUAUUGAAGCAAGUGGCACAGACUUGUCAAAAGCUAGAAUCUCUCAAUAUUUCUAGUUGUAAUUCAAGAAAGAGCUUUUCGUAUCCAGGUGUAGGUGACGAGGGUUUGAUAGCCGUGUGUAGUGCUUGCACAUCUAUUUCGUUCCUGAACGUAUCGUACCUUGCGGCGGUGAGCGACGUGGGUAUGGCGGCCAUUGCUAAACUAAAGCGUCUCCAAACGCUCAUAUCGCGAGGAAAUUCUACCAUCACCGCGUCGCCUUUCACCGCUAUACUGAAUAAUUGUCAUUACCUCGAAGAGAUAGAUCUGUGCGGAUGCGACAGUGUGACGGAGGAGGUUAUAUCGCCGGCAGCGAAGAUGUUGGACGCGCACCCGAGGCUCCUGGUACUGCGACUGGCUGGAACUUCGGCCUGCGCUGAUGGCACAUCUAUCUUGAUUGAUAAUCCAACACACAAACUUUUGGCUGUCAACCUACAUGAAGACCUUAGCAAUCCUCACAUGCGUCCCGACUUUGUGGACAGGGUGUUUGAGGACAGCUCAGAUGAAUCAUUUGAUGAUCUUUAUGAUCAUGAGGACUUUAAUGACAUCAUUGGACAUAUGCUGUCAUCUGAUGAGGAACUCUACUUGGAUGAGGAUUUGGUGGACUAUGAUGGCGUCUUUGAAUAUGGACUCCAUGAUAACAUUAUACUGUUUUAACACACUGCCAUUUACCAUUAACGCAAUCAAAAUCAUUAUGUAUACAUUGGAUAAAUAUAGUGCGUCCAAGAAAAAUGCCAAUGCCAAUAUUCAUUCAUUAUUAUAUUUUUGAGAUAAAUGGUCAGUUUUCUUGUUCAUUUGUUUUAAGUUUGUUUUUCUAAUCUUUUGUUUUUUUUUAGGAAUAAUAUGUUAUGCUUUCAGAAGAGAACUGAUAUAUUUUGUUUUAAUUGUAGUUAUAUCAUACAUUCAUUAGACUAUAGUUAAUAAAAUAGAAACAUUGUUGAUACUUAUCUGUGAUGUAAAAUUGUUGCUGUGAAAUGCAAUAUUUUAAUAAUUGGUUUCUUUUACUGUACAUGUUAACUUAAGAUUAUUAUUUAUUCAAAAAUAUCACGUCUAUAAUAACGAUAGUAAGCAAAGUCUGAAAUAUUGUGAUAGAAAAUGUUUUCAUGUACCUUUCUAUUAUUUUUCACAAUACUGGUAUCGUUUUGUAUUUGUAUAGUGUAAAUUCAAUGUUAACGUAGCUUACGAAUCAGCUUUAAUUAAAGAAGCUUGGGGUGUUCAUAUACAAUUCAUUUAAAAGCACAACCAUUUUAAAGAUGUAACAAUAUUGAUAAGGUUUAUUAUCCUAUAUUAUAUUGUUGGAGUAUGUUGUAGAACGUGUAUUUGAAAUUUAUGAUAUGUAUCAUUAGGUAUAUUAUUGGUUCAAUGGUAACAUUCAACUAUGAUAACACUCAACUUACUGCUUUGGCUGUUUUAAAAAGCAUCAAAAAAUAAAUUUACUUGUAAAUGUUUUAUUUUUUCAGUGGUGUGACUUGAAUACAACACACCAUCCCUCUCUUAAUUUCUAGUUAUUUUAGUGUGGUUUUCCUUGUUUUUAGUAUUGCAAUUUUUUCCUUUAUAUGAGUUCAAGUUUGUUGUUUAUUUUUAUACUCUGAAUUGAUUUUCUCAUUAUGAAUGCAAUCAUUAAAAUAUACUUUGUUUUGUAUACGUUUUUAGAAGAAUCUAACUUAAUUUAUUAGUUUAGUUAUUUGCUUAAGGGCACUUCAAAUAUUCAUAUUAGUUUUUGUUAACUUUUUACAUGUGCACAGUAAUCAAUAAUUAAUCAUUAUUUUAUAAGUCUGGAAUUUAUAAAAGUUAAUAUUACUGCAAGGAUCCAGGCUAUAAUAACUGUUUCAAAUUUAAUUGAAAUUAUUUCAAACGAAACAGUUAUUCCAUGGACCUGUUGUUAUUCUGUAUAGCAAUAAAAAUCAAUAUUAUCAGACAACAAAAAAAAAGUGUGUGUACUUAUGAACACGCGUUAGAAGACUUCUUUGGUGUAUGGAAAAUUGAAAAACUACUAGAAUAUACAACUUGAAUAUAGUUAACAAUUUUUAUACCACCUAGAACUAACUUCAUGCUGUUAAAUUUAGGUGUCGGUGUGUGUGCGCAUCGUAAAAAUUCACUCUCAUCAUUUUUCUUCAUCGCGCCAAAAGAAGUAUAACUUCAAAAGGCUUACAUAUAACUUUCUGAAAAUACCUGAAUAAUAAAUUAUAAAACUUCUAAAACAUAUUAUGUUGAAUUGAAUAAAAAUCUGAAAUUCAUUCAUCAUAUCAUAUUAUGCUUAUUUAAUAAUAAAUACUAUACAUCUCUAAUUCAUUAUUUUAUUGUGCAUAUGUGAGAAGGCAAUUAAAAACAUUUAUACAUAAACUAUAAAGAUUGAUUGAGAAAGAAAAUAUGUUUUUUUUUUUUGUAUUGAUUCAUUAAAAUAGGUUAUUUUGUUAUAUUCACAUUUGAUUUUCUUAAAAGGAUAAUUUUUAUUUCAAAUAAAUAGAAAAAGUUUGAGCUUAAUUUUUUGUGGAAUAACAUCACUUAAUACUUUUAGAUUUUAGACUAGUUAACAAGUAAUUCUUAUGAUGUUGAAUAUUAUCCAAUGCCUUACACAUAAAACAUAAGGGUUUGUAUUAAUAAUUAAACAGUGGAUCAAGUAUAGUAUUAAUGAUUGCUUGUUUUAGACUUUUGUUUUAGCAUAGAUUUUGCAUGAGGUGAUUUGCAAGAUGAUCUUAUUUUAUAACGAUCACUUAUUAAGAUUCAAUAGAGAAAGAAAGAAAUAAAACAUUUUCUUUAA